Molecule: messenger RNA, 2331 nt
Organism: Dendrobium catenatum
Lineage: Eukaryota; Viridiplantae; Streptophyta; Magnoliopsida; Asparagales; Orchidaceae
Exons: 1
Coding region: 1-2331 (776 amino acids)
Molecular function (GO): nucleic acid binding; zinc ion binding
Source: RefSeq, a predicted model, not a curated record
AUGAAGCAAGAACUUAAGAGAAAAUAUCUCCCUCCUUCAUACUACCCUAAGCUCCUUGAUAAAUGGAAUAGAUUGACCCAGGGGAGCAAGCCCGUCAAAGACUAUAUCUCGGCCUUCGACGAUUUCCUGAUCCGUUGCAAUGGCGAAGAGUCGGCCACCCCAACUCAAAUCCUGUUCAUGUUUAGAGCUGGCCUUAGGGAAGAUCUACGAACCGAACUUUUUGCUAGAGGAGUAGACUCGUUAGAGGCAGCCUGCAGCCUAGUUCUCGACCUUGAAGAUUCUAAAACCCACUCCCAAACGAAACACUUUGACUCCCGCUCAAACUCGUAUAGAACCUCGUCUGGGCAACCCCAAAACCGACCCUCGGGUUCGACUGCAAGCCGACCCACUGCUAGUUCAGCCCCACCUCGCACGGACCUCAAAGGCAAGACCCCCGAACGAGACGCUUCCAAACCCAACUCUGGAACCAAGUGCUAUAGGUGUCAUGUGUAUGGACACAUUGCUUCGCAGUGUUCUAGUCCUUACAAGGUCACCAUAAUUGAAGAGGUGGACGAAGAGGAGAACGAACCUGAGACUGAUUUGGUUCACCAUGUUGAUGAGGAAGAAGACUCUUUUAUGGAGGAAGAACCCAUUACCUUUCAGGUUGUUAGAUGCGCUUUAUCACAACCUAAGUUAAAUGAUGAUUGGCGUAGGACUUCCAUUUUUCAUACCUUUGUUAAGAUUGGAGAAAAGAGCUGCAAGGUUAUUGUCGAUAGUGGAAGUUGCAUCAAUGCAGUCUCUUCAGCUAUGGUUUCCAAGCUCAACCUUAAGAUGACCCCUCACCCAAAUCCGUAUAAGGUUGCUUGGAUCAACUCGACUACCAUAGAAAUUAAGGAUCGAAGCCUCAUUCCCAUAGAGUUUGUGGGAUAUCAAGAGAAGAUUUGGUGUGAUGUUUUGACCAUAGACGUAGGUCAAAUUAUCUUGGGUCGCCCUUGGUUAUUUGAUAAUGACGUUCAUAUCUAUGGGAGAACGAACACCUGCAUGUUCGAACAUAAUGGAAAGAAAAUUAAGUUAAUACCCUCUCAACCCAGACCUCCCAAGACGGAAGCCAAGCCUACCCCAGCCAAACAAAGCAAAGGGCUCCACCUCUUGACUGCUAAGGAAGUAGAAAAUGAGAUCACCCAAGGAACACCCAUGUAUGCCCUAGUAGCGAGAGAAGUGGAUGAGGAUCAAAAAGAGCAAAUCCCCGAGGAAGUUAAGCCUCUUCUUGAGAGCUUUGCUGAUGUUUUCCCAGAUGAUUUACCUAACCAACUGCCACCCCUGCGGGACAUACAACACGCGAUAGAUUUAGUGCCGGGAGCAUCCCUACCCAACCUCCCGCACUACCGUAUGAACCCGACCGAGCAUUCUGAGCUGAAGAAACAAGUCGAUGAACUCCUACAACGAGGAUUCAUUAGGGAGAGCCUUAGUCCGUGCGCUGUUCAUGCACUUUUGACUCCCAAAAAGAACGGCUUGUGGCGGAUGUGUGUUGAUAGCCGUGCUAUCAACAAGAUUACUGUCAAGUAUAGGUUUCCCAUUCCCUGGUUAGAUGACAUGUUGGACAUGAUGACCGGAACAACUCUCUUUUCCAAGAUAGAUCUUAAGAGUGGGUACCAUCAAAUUAGAAUCCGUCCAGGGGAUGAGUGGAAGACGGCGUUCAAAACGAAGCAUGGACUUUAUGAAUGGACUGUUAUGCCGUUUGGUCUGAGCAACGCCCCAAGUACCUUUAUGAGGGUUAUGACCCAAGUUCUUAGGCCUUUCUUAGGAAAAUUUGUAGUAGUUUACUUUGACGACAUAUUAAUCUACAGUAAUUCGGUGGAUCAACAUCUCAAUCAUAUAAAACAAGUUUGUGAAGUUUUGAGGAAAGAGCAAUUGUUCGCCAACCCUGUCAAAUGUAAAUUCCUCACUGACAGUGUGACCUUUCUUGGAUUUAUCAUUUCAACUCAAGGAAUAUCUGCGGACCCAGAAAAGGUGCGAGCUAUAAAUGAGCGGCCAGAAUCUAAGAAUAUUCGGGAUGUUAGGAGUUUUCAUGGAUUGGCCACAUUCUAUCGAAGGUUUAUUCGGAAUUUCAGCACCAUCGUAGCCCCAAUAACUGACUGUCUUAAGAAAGGGGUAUUCCAUUGGAUGACAGUUGCGACCAAAGCUUUUGAGGAUAUCAAGAAGAAAAUGGUAGAAGCUCCUGUUAUGUGUCUCCCGGAUUUUUCUAAAGUGUUUGAGGUAACCUGCGACGCAUCAGGGAUCGGAAUAGGAGGAGUCUUGUCACAAGAGGGACAUCCUGUGGCAUACUUUAGCGAGAAACUAAAUGACAUAUGA